Molecule: messenger RNA, 2097 nt
Organism: Microdochium trichocladiopsis
Lineage: Eukaryota; Fungi; Ascomycota; Sordariomycetes; Xylariales; Microdochiaceae
Product: eukaryotic translation initiation factor eIF2A-domain-containing protein
Exons: 2
Coding region: 1-2097 (698 amino acids)
Biological process (GO): translational initiation
Cellular component (GO): cytosolic small ribosomal subunit
Molecular function (GO): protein binding; tRNA binding; translation initiation factor activity
Source: RefSeq, a predicted model, not a curated record
AUGGCAGCCCCGUUGCAGUUUGCUUACCGCACCCAGAAGGCGAUCGGCAUCACGGAUGCUGCUCCCGCAUACGCGGAGCUCGCUGGGUUUGCCAAGCCAGAGGGGAAUUUGCGUUGCUGUGUUUAUUCGCCUUGCGGACGAUACCUUGUUUGGACGUCGAGCGAGCGUGUCUGCGUGGUUGACGCAUCCAGCGGAGUUGUCCUUACAUCCAUCGCCCUCGCCAACGUCUUUGAUGUUGCCUUCUCCCCACGCGGCAACUUCCUCAGCACGUGGGAGCGCCCCGCGAAGGACGAGGCUGGUGAUGCUACCAAGAACUUCAAGAUUUGGCGGACGAUAGAAGAGCCCACCGAGGGGUCUGAGAGGACCCCGCUCGGCCAGUUCGUUCAGAAGUCCCAGACGGGUUGGAACCUGCAAUAUACCUACGAUGAGAAAUUCUGCGCUCGAAUCGUUACCAACGAGGUCCAAUUUUUCAAGAGCGACGACCUUCGCACUGUCUGGAACAAACUGCGCGUCGAGGGUGUGGCGGACUUCGCUAUUGCUCCUGGUCAGAGCCACAACGUCGCCGUCUUUGUGCCUGAGCGCAAGGGUCAACCGGCUGCCGUUAAAGUCUACAACGUUCCCCAGUUCACGUCGCCGAUUUCCCAGAAGACUUUCUUCAAAGGCGACAAGGUUCAGCUCAAGUGGAACAGCAUUGGCACCAGCCUUAUCGUUCUUGCGCAGACUGAGGUCGACAAGUCGAACCGAAGCUACUAUGGCGAGACAACUCUCUACCUUUUGAGCUCCAACGGUGCCGUUGAUGCUCGCAUCACUCUCGACAAGGAAGGCCCGAUCCACGACGUCACCUGGUCCGCGACCGGCAAGGAAUUUGGUGUGAUCUAUGGUUACAUGCCCGCCAAAACCACCAUUUUCAACCAACGUGCUAUUGCCUUGCAUUCAUUUGCUUUGGCUCCUCGCAACACAAUCAAGUUCUCACCUAAUGGACGCUUUGUGCUUGUCGCGGGCUUCGGUAACCUUGCCGGUCAGAUUGACGUGUACGACCUCAGCAAGGACUACCGCAAGAUCACGACGAUAGAGAGCGGCAGUCCCAGCGUGUGCGAGUGGAGUCCCGACAGUCGUUACCUCAUGACCGCAACGACGUCUCCUCGCCUGCGCGUCGACAAUGGCGUCAAGAUUUGGCACGUGGGUGGAACGAUCAUGUACAACGAAGAUAUGGUAGAGUUGUAUAACAUCUCCUGGCGCCCCGUUCCCUUGGAUAGAGUCGCUCCUGGAGACCCGUUGAGUCCGGUUCCGGAAGCCCACUCAUCCGCAACCACAUACCUUGGCACUGUGAAGACGCCUUCCAAGCCUGUCGGUGCCUACAGGCCGCCGGGAGCGCGUGGCAUGUCGACUCCUCUCCACUUCCGCCGAGAGGACGAGGGUGGCUCCGCUCAUAUUAUGAGCAAUGGCUCGCCAAACGUUGGCCCCAAUGGGUUUGGCCGGCCACGUGGUGCUGUUCCCGGUGCUGAGUUCGCCGCUCGCUCUGUUCCUGGUGCUGCGCCAGCAACCAUUCCUGGUGCCGAGCCUGCCGACGAGAACCUGUCCAAGGCAGCUCUGAAGAAUAAGAAGAAACGCAAUAACAAGAAGAAGGAUGGCGAAGGCAAGCCAGUUGAGGGUGGCCUGGCACCGCCUUCGCACGAUCGGGGAGCUGCGUCCGGUACCGAGGGCCGCAGUCCUGAGCGCCGUGGUGGCGCGCAGAAUUCUGCGCGUAAUGCUCGCAGCCGCUCGCGAAACCCUGGCCACGGUGGUAACAACAGUGGCCGGAACCGCAGCAACACGGGUCAACCGCCGCAGCCACGCCCCCAGAAUGGCACUCCGCUGAACCCUCAGGCGCCGCCCAUGAUCCCCGGAGAACAGCCUGCUGCCGCCGCUGCCGCCGCUGGCGGUGGUGCCCAGAACCCUGCCCAGAAGAAGCUGCGCAGUCUGCAGAAGAAGAUCCGCGCGAUUGAGGACUUGGAGAUGCGUCUUGCAGGCGGCGAGAAGCUGGAGGACACCCAAAUGAAGAAAAUUGCCACCAAAUCCGCUGUUCUCAAGGAGCUGGAGAACAUUGACAAGGAGUAG